AUGUCCGAAGAAAUAUCACGAUUUGAUGGCACCGGUUGUCUCAAAACUUUCUUAAAAAAGUUUGAGAUAUGUGCCAGGUACAAUAAUUGGAAUCUCGUAGACAUGGAAGCGUAUUUGUCAUGUUCGUUAACAGGUGAAGCUUCACAGGUUCUCUGGGAUUUAACAGGUUUAGGUUACCAAGAGCUGGUAUCUAAGCUAGAAGAUCGUUUUGGAACAAGAGGUCAUGAAGAGUCAUACAGGUACGAAUUACAGAUUCUUCGUCGAAAACCUGGUGAGUCGUUACGAGAGUUGUCGAUGGUUACUAAAAGACUCAUGUCAUUAGCCUAUCCAGGAGAGCAGUCAAGAUUAGCUACACAUCUAGCUCGGGCCUUUUUCUUGUCAGCCCUCGAUAAUGCUGAAUUAGAGUUAAAGGUUAGGGAAAAAGAACCAAAAAACAUUGACGAUGCUCUUAGAUUUGCACAGCGUCUUGAAGUUUCAAAGAUGGUGGUAGAUUCAUCUCAUAGGUUUGACCCGCAGGUUAAAGAUUUUCAAGCAGGAGCAGAAAACAUGGAGUCGAUGGUACGACAGAUUGCGUUCCUUCAAAAGUCAUUCGAAGAACUCAGAAAUAAAAGAGUGCAGCCAACGGUAUCCCGAGUUGAGCGAGAAAAAAUUUGUUUUAAUUGUAAGAAGCCAGAAGUAACAGGUAUAGUUGAUGGAUUAGUAAAAGAUAUUCCUAAAGAAGCAAGAGAAGAGUUGACUCGAAUACUUAUAAGUUUUUCAGACAGAUUCAGCUGUGCAAGUGGAGAAAUAGGUGCUGCAAAAGGAGUCUUCCAUAAGAUUGAUACUCAGGAUGCACGACCGGUAAAACAGCCGAGACGACAUCCUCCGGCGCAUCAAAAGGUGAUCGCGGAACAGAGAUUGUUUCCUACGAUAUCGUCAGAAGAGAUUAGAAGAAGAUAUUUGGUGGCGAGGGCGGCCAUUAGCGAAAUGCUGACAGAACUGGCGCCAGCAUUUUCCCUCCAUGGAUGUAUAGAUGAACCCAAAAGGCGCAGAGAAAAAGCGGACCAGGCAAGGAAACUCGCCGAUCAACUGAUGACAUUCCAAAUGCCGGAGGUUAAGCCUGAAGACAUCACAGAAGACAAUUCCAUAGAGAAGCCAACAGAAGUACCAUCACGAAGUAACGACGAGUCGACCGAGUCGCUUGUCCAAACCUGGACAGGCGAAGAUACGCCAGAAUUUUUACCAGGGCAGCCGGACAUCGUUCCAGAACUUGUGAGGCUUGUUGACGAACUCUUUGAUCAGCGACCAGAUUUGUUUGCCGUAGGUAAUCAGCCAUCGAUGGACCUGUUCGCUGGUCUGGACGAACAACCGACAGAAAAAAAAUCAGCAACCGACGGAAAAUCAAUUGAGCACGACGACCACAACAAAAAAAAAAGAAGAUAA
Molecule: messenger RNA, 1422 nt
Organism: Helobdella robusta
Lineage: Eukaryota; Metazoa; Annelida; Clitellata; Rhynchobdellida; Glossiphoniidae
Exons: 4
Coding region: 1-1422 (473 amino acids)
Source: RefSeq, a predicted model, not a curated record